CAGUUAAUUCACAGUAAAGUAGUGGACACUUCUAUCGUAUUUCCCCACCGACUGGGCCCUCCUUACAAGAGAGCACUGCGCAAUCUCAUGGCAGAUUACCUUAAAAAAAUUAUUCAGGAUAGUGGUGAGCUGUGAAAAUUACUUUUAAAUGACAAACGUACCGUAAAUCCUCUAUUAAGCCCCCCGGGGAGCUUACUUAUUUCAAAUGCAUUUAAGGGGGGUUGGGUUUAAUAGAGACGAGGGGCUUAUUUAAUUUGGCAAAGACGAUGGUAUUAGUUCUCCAUAAAGAACUAGAAUUAGACUGCGAGCGGUCUCUUAUUUUUCUUUGGAGGUACCCAGUAAUUUGCAUAAUUUUAACUUUUCGCUCAAGACGUUGAAGGUCAUGCGCGCAGCAAAAACGAGUCCAUUUGGUGAAGAAACCAUCCUGGACUAGUCCACACGAAGUUUUACAGUCGUGAUUGGUUAAUACAGUCAAACAUUUAUUAGUUAAGAAUGAUAAGGGGGAGGGGGGCUUAUUAACUUUCUUCUCCUGAAAAGGGAGACUUAUUUGAGAGGGGUGGAGUAAUAGAGGAUUUACGGUAAGCUUGGUGACAAAGAUAUAUGUCUGUUAAGCAUCUUAUUUUCACUUGCAAACAAUAGUGACUGACUUUGAAAACUGUCAGGCUGAACAGUUUUAAAAGCCCGGAAGCAAUCCGUUAUAAAAAUUACAGCCUCGUGGAAUAGAAAUAUGUCUCCUAAGCAUUUUACUGGAAAUUGUUAACAACAGUGAUGAACUUUGCAAAGUUUAUGGCUGAGAAAGGCAAGUUUCAAAACUCCGACUAAGAUCGUUUUUAAUCUUCAAUUUUGCCCACCCCUGCCUUUCUUUUGUAUUUGCUCUGUUCUUUAACCUCCCUUCAAUGCUGUAAGCGAAUAUUUGAGCGUUUCAGUCAAUAAGGUGACCAGUUCCGAACUUCCCACUAUCCAUGUUAGGUUAACGUUCGUAACACAGCUCCUUUAACCAAAAAGUUUGAGCACAGAGCGUGCACUAACUGGAGACCACGUACUGUUGUAUUUUAGUCGAGGGACACGACAGCCAUGAAGAUGCCAGAGCCUGUUUAGAACUGAUGAGAUGGAAA
This is a messenger RNA of Porites evermanni, 1115 nucleotides long. NCBI's taxonomy places the organism in Eukaryota, Metazoa, Cnidaria, Anthozoa, Scleractinia, Poritidae. The record is from the annotation of a GenBank genome assembly.